AUAUAUAAGGUAUUUCAGAACUCGCGUUACACCCGUAAAUGUGUGAUUUGAAAUAAUUUUUUUUGCUGAAAUGUUGAUUAUGAUUUCAUUAAUGAGUUAGGAAUGAAAAAUCUACUCCGAUCAGAGAGCGAAUAUUGCUGGCGUCUCACUGUUACAACCAAUCUUAUGUCAAGCUCGUUAUCGCGCCAAAAUUCGUAAGCCGUAUCCGCUGCUUGAUUGGUUCAGGUUUUGCGUUAAUAACUCCUUAAAAAGCCAUGGAGAAUUGGUUUUAUAUAUCAAUUUAUACGAUGUCAAGUUGGCCAUGUUUUUAUUUCAACAAAAUAAGUUAUUAUAAAACUUUAGACUACGCGAUAGAUUUAUUAUUCUUGAAUCUCUGACGAAACUAAUAUGUAAUUGAACAGCAUUUGUUGAAAGGCAAACUUCGAAACUUCUAAUAGUGGUGUCGGAUUCUGUUGAAUUGUAUAGCAAGUUUCAAGAUUUUUAUUUAUGUUGAAAUAUAUUUAUGUUGAUUUAUAGGCAAUGUUAUAUCUUUGCUCGAAUUAAAAUUUUUAAUCUUAAAUUCGUUCAAGCUGAAACGUGUAGUGAAUAGUAAUCGUGCAAUGAAAGAUUUUUGUCUUUGGAAUAGAAAAAUGAAAACAGACAUUUGCGAAUUGAUAGUGAUAUAUUAAAAUAUUAAGAAAUUUUUGGCACAUAUUUCAAUAAGAACUUUCGUGUUUUCUUUAUUUCAAACAAUUAAUAGAAAUUGACCUCUCGUUCGAAUUUAUUUGACAAAUUUAUCAAUUUUGCCGCGUUCUAGAAUAUGUACCGGCGCGAUUGUCAGUUGUCGGCGAUUGUCGAUUGAUACAUCAGGAACUAUUGGAAAGACUAAUUUAUUUUGUAUUUAAUUUAUUUCUUUGAAUUUGUUAUUAUUACAAUUUAUUUAUUAGAUUGAUACUAUAUAAAUGAGUGUGUUAUGAAUCUUCAUUUGUUUAUGUUUUAUCGAAACAUUCGCUCAUUGCGAUGCUUAAAACGUAAACAUGAAAUUUGAUUUUUAACUAAAUACGUAUCCUCAACAGGUUUACAUUAAUUUUAAUUAAUAUUUGUAGAAUAAAGUUAUUACCGACUACUACAACUGUAUGUUAUAUAUUUUAUUUUUUGUUAUUAAAAUCCACAAUAUAAAAUAGAAAUAAUGGAAGACGAAGUGAUAAAAAAUAUACGAGCAUGUUUAAUGGCUUCAAAGGGAGGCCUCACAUUUGAUAACUUAAGCAGGGAUUAUGAGAUGCUUCUCGAUGAGAAUAUACCAUUUAAGAAGCUUGGAUAUCCUACUCUAGCUGAUUUUUUAAAUAUUGUUCCUGGUAUUAAAACUCGUGAGAGAGAAGGGGAAUAUUUUAUACAAGCUAUACCUACUUCUAAGUCUGCACACAUUUCAAAAUUAGUUUCGCAGCAAAAGACAACAACUAAGAAACCUACAAGAUUGGUGAAUACUCGAAAGUCAGUACUAAAUUAUCAGUCUGUAAAGACAAAAAUGAUUACUGCUUCGACAAAAAGAGUUCCUACUUUGACAAAAAAGGUUCCUUCUCCAACGAAAAGGGUCCUUUCUCCGACGAAAAAAGUUUCUUCUAUGACACAAGAGGUUUCUCCUCUGACGAAAAAUCUUUCUUAUAUGACAAAAGAGAUUCCUUCUCCGACGGAAAAGGUUUCUUCUACAACAAAGAAGGUUCCUUGUCCUAUAAAAAAUGUUAUUGAUACCUCCCGUAUGAUUGGAAGCAAAUAUACAGUCAUCGCAACAAAUCUACGACCAAUAAAAAUUACUUUUUAUUUAAAUAAUGAAAAACCAAGAUACAUUCAUCCAAUACCACCGACACCUCCAAGUAAAAGACUAAAGGAAAGACAAACCAACGCAGCUGUAUGGUCAGCCCAAAGUUAUUAUAAGUCUAAAGAUGAUUGCUAUUAUAAGAGCGAUGAAAAGAUAUAUCAGAAACCAAAGACUGUUAGUAACAAUGUGGAGACUUGUUAUAAACCUUAUUAUCGUUACAAAGGGUACAGAGAUCAUUCUCCUAGAUCAUCUUAUCGAUCUAUGGAAGAAGUUAGAAAGAAAAGUUACAGGGAUAGAUCUCCUAGAACCUAUUCAUCGGAUAAGUACCAUUACCAUUAAAAUUGCAAAGGAGCGCAUGGGGUUUGUGUAAGUUAAGAUUGGGACUCAUGAGAAUAUUCCAAUUAUCUUGACGAAGCACGUUCAGAAGAUGAGACGAAAAAAAUUGUAGCAAAAUUUGCUCUGCUUAAAGAGUCAUAUUUUAAGCAAGAUUUGAAAAAUGUGGGAACAUUAUUAGUCAGAAAGUAAUAAUUAAAUAUGAUGGGAAAUUAUAAGAGUUUGUACAGCUUUUGAAGAUCUGGGCAGUCUUGUCUGCUAGAUCUAUUACAGGUCAACAAACGGUGGUUGGUGCAAAUAUGCGAAGUCAUCUCCUGGCUAGUCCAGCAACAAUGGGAGUUAUAGUUCUUAACUGACCAUCAAAUUACAAAUGCACUUCGGAUAUGUGUAAUACACAUCAAAUAAUGGCAAUCUCUGCUCCUAUUCCUGUUCAAUAAGCUGUUGAUAUUCAAAACCGAGUAGAUUACCACCUUUUAUUGCCACGACGCUGGCAACUGUUCCAGCACAAGGGCAGACACAAAUGUUAGGAGUAUGUCUCUUCCCGUUAAUUCAUAUGUACAUUGACUCGCAUUAAUAUUCAGACACCUUUUAGGAGAUAUACAAUAACUAAAAUUCUUUCGUUUUAAUUUUGCUAUCGAUUCUCGUAGAUCUCCGGAACUUGCAUGCAUAAUGAAAAUUUUAUCGAAAUCGGUUGAUGCAUAAUCAAGCUACAAGUGCUUUCUUAAAGUUUUUGAUCAAAAGUCGUGGAAUAGUCUUUAAUUAUUUAUAACUCGUAGCAACGUUAACCGAUACGAUGAAAUUUUCAGCAUACUUGUAAGUUACAGGGAUCUCUAAAAUGCAUUGUUUACAGUUUCCAUUAUAAGCUCAGACAAAAAAGUUAAACCCGAGUUCCUUACUUUUUUCUAUUCGAAUCAAUUACUAUUUAAAAAAAAAUGUGUUUAUUGUCUACUAAAUUAGUCUCUUUAACAUCUAAAAAAGUACAAGUAAUUUCGUCCACUUUUAGGAAAGUUAUUAUGUUUUAAAAGGUGACCGAAUAUUAAUAUGAGUCCCAAUCUGACUGGAUAGAUCACUGGAACGUUGUUGAAGAUUGAUAACCCAGAGCUCUUGUAUAUUGGAGCAGAACGAGUUACUAAUGACCAAAGUUGAGAAGACCGUAGCUAUACUGAAGACUUAUCAGGCUAAAAAGAAGUUAUAAAAGAAUGCUAAAUGUACUAAAAAAGGAAUAAAGAAUUUAUAUUAGGUUA
This is a messenger RNA of Megalopta genalis, 3372 nucleotides long. RefSeq lists its product as uncharacterized. Lineage: Eukaryota; Metazoa; Arthropoda; Insecta; Hymenoptera; Halictidae. The record is from RefSeq and is a predicted model, not a curated record.